CCGCGGACUGACGACUUCCGAAACGAGGCUUAUGCGGGGAAACAUUUUUAGUAGGUGGUGUCCGAGUUUAUGAAACAGGAAGUGGAUGUAGGUUGAUUUAAACGAAAUGUUGUGUUGCUCGUAGAUCUAGAUGCAGGAAGUUGUGGAUAGUGAUAGCUGGAUCUAUUCUGUUUUGUUUUAUUAUUGUUAAACAUUGUAUGUCUCUGUACGUUGAACCUUUAAGUAGUUUGUUCCGGUAACUCCUUGGAUUACCUAAAAGUGGGAAUAAGCUGAGCUUAAUUAAAUUUGGUGCAAAUUGCAAGUAAUACCAAGCUUGUGAUAGCUGGGAACUCCCCAUUUUUUAGUUAACUGGCAGUGUGUUAGAUUCUUGUUGGAUAUUUACUGAAGCAAGUGUGUUUGCAAGUAUGGCCUCCUGUGUUCUCAUCACGGCCAUCAUAUGUGUUCUAAUCACCACCGUGGCCAUCAUUGUUGCGUUCGCUACACCCAACUGGGUGAAGUAUCAUAAUCAGGUCCCUGGCUCUGGUGUGUGCAAGUGUGGCGACUGUGACUGUGGCAUGUGGCUUCAGUGUGAAGGUGGAGUUCAGGACGGGUCCAUUGACAACUGCAAGUGGUAUUUUGCUGAUGAGUACAGGAUUGAGAGGGACUUACCCGACUGGUUCAAAGCAGUCCAAGGCCUGAUGACCUGCUCCAUAGCCACCAGUCUGAUAGCUUUGAUCAUUGGUCUCUUCUCUCUUUGCUGCUCAUGUAAACACUGCAGCCCACACCAGGCAGCCAUUACAUUUGUUUUCCUUACAUUCAUGCUGGUGACUGCGUCGGUCUGUGUGUUUGGAGCUAAAGGCUACAUGGACUACGGCUACACCGUGGUAGCAGAGGACAGCAGUGACAAACAGAAGAUGUUUGGCUGGAGUUUUUGGGUGGCUGUAGGCGCCGCUGGCAUGUCCCUGAUCUCAUCCAUCCUCUACCUCUGUGUGGACCGCAGUGAUAUUGGCUAUAUAAAUUAGCCAUAAUUCUGUUUUGUAUAUACAUUUUUUUAAGGUUUUCUAUUGCUUACAUACAUAAUCACUAUAUCAUAAUGAUGUCACAUGUCAUAAUUGUAAAAAAAAAUUGUCACUUUUUUGGAGAAGAUAAAAUACUUUUAAGAAGAAUUUUUGUGUGUAAAUAAAUGAAGUGUUUACUGUAGCUAGUUUUUGAAUAAUGAGGUAUAUUUUUAACAAUACUUAAAAUUUACUGUAAUAACAUGUAUAUAUAAAUUGAAAAUGUUUCUUGCCUCAUGGGCUCUGUCUCUAAAGUCUCUGUAAUAAAAUUUUUCAGCCAACUGAAUUGUUUAAAAAAACAUGGCAACUUUGAAACAAUUUUAAGCAACCUUCAUCAUUCUUUUUUUAAAAGGUGUCAGUGGUUUUGCUACUCUGAUUUUAGAAUUUUAUUUCCAAAAUGUCUUAUGUAUUGGCAGCUCUACAAUUUAAAAAAAAAAAAGAGCUAAUAUUACCAAUACCUUUCUUCCAUUAAAAUUUUUAUAUUGACAAAGAAGGUUUUUAAUUUUGGGGGCUGGUCCUUUCAGUGAAUGUAUGGAUUUGUUGUUAUGUGUUGACUCGCGUUUAUAAUGUUCUUUAAAAUGUCUGCAUGUAAGCAUCAGAAAGGGCUAUACCUCAAAAUGAUGUAACGGUCUUAUUUCUAACAACGUAAAGCCUAAUAUUGUUUUUUCAUGUUGGUUAAAGUAAGAGAAAUGUCAGUUGUACUGACAAGUCAUGUAUUUACCUGUGAACAGGUGUCUUGCACUGAUCAAUUAUUUAUUACCAAAAAUUCUUGUCAGUUUUCCCCCUUAUGAUUGAACAUAAUAGCCACCUGCUGUACAUUUUUCCUGGUAAUAAGCCAGAGUUCACUCCCCUUAUAAAACAAUCAGUUAUUUCUGAACUUAUCUAGUCAGAUUCUAAUAAAGAUAUUUCUUGAACUGAAAAUGUGUUAAACAUUUUUUAACCUGAGAAAGUAUUAAACAUUUUUUUAAAUUAAAUAUUUUCAGCUCAUUAAUAUAUAAUUUUUAUCUCCUAAUUUAAAGAACUGUGUAUCAUUUACAACAAUAUUUUUAAAAAUUAAUACUCUGUUGCUACCUAAUUUAUUAUUUCCAUACUUUCAUUUUUAUGAACAAUUCACUGAAUUAUUUAGUGGAAAAUAUUUUUUAAAAGUGUACAGUUUUAAAAUCAUUAUUCUAAAAUUGUGUUGCAAAUAGGUAGAUUUUUAAACAAAUUUUUAACUGAAGAGAAGCAAUUGGUUUUUAUUGAGUUGAAAUUAAAAAGCAAACCUGAAGCUAAACAUUUUAAUAUUUUCUCUUGAUACAUUUUCAGUGAGCAGUUUAAAAUAUUUUAAAAAUUGUAUAUAAAAUACUUAGCUUGUUGAUUUUUACACAAGAUUUUUUAAACAAAAGACUCAAAGCAAUUAGAACACUUCACAAAAUUUUUUCUUUCAAUCAGUUGGCACUUGUAUAUAAAACAAAUUUUCUUGUGACCAGAGUUUUACUGUUUGUGUUAACUUUAUUUGAAUAAUGUUAAAAGUUAUCUGUAUUAUAUGUAUUGUGUAACAAAAUAAAUUAGUGCUUAACUUUUAAAAAAUUAUAUAAUAAUAAAAAAAAAAUCACGAUUGUUUCACAUGAUUACUAGUCACACUAUGUUUGCUGUCAAGACAGUGUUUUAUAAAAUAAAAUAUUUUUAAUUGAUCCUCCCUUUCUAAACCAUAUCAGAUAUUGACCUUCUCUUUUACAAAGCUGACCUUCAUGUACCCAGAUGACCUAAUUAAUUCACCUGAACUUCUUUUCUUGUACUCAGCUGUUAUACACUGACCUACUUGUAUGUAGCUGACCCAAUUUAAUUUAUCUGACCUACUCUUGCACACAAAAUGUCUUGUUGACUAAACAGUGAAAUUACUUCCAUCUUGACAGGAGAGGCCAGACAGUUUAAACUUAUGGAUUUGUUUGCGGUAUUGAUUUUUAAAUUUUCUUGUUACAUGUUCCUAAAUCUGCAGCAGAAUAAUCUACAUUUUUCUUACUCUUGUUGAAAUGAAGUAAUAAUAUGUGUAAAUAAAUAAAAUAUAUAUUUAUUAUAAAGCUACUAAUCAUAUACAAAAUAUUCUCUAAUUAAUACAUGAUGGUUAUGGGGUAUUGUAUGUUGAAAUAUUUAUAUUUAAAGAUUUAUGAAUGAAAUGUUUUACGCAGCAGUUAUGUAGGACUAAUAUGUUUAAAUUUGAUAACUCAACAUAAAAAAAUAUUUUAGGCAAGUUAAUAUUUUAAAUGGCUGAUAAAAAUACCUCUCUGGGCUAGAAUUAUUUCGAAGUAGAUCUAUAUAUUUUUGAUGUUUGCAAACAUUGAAACCCAACUGCUGAGAUGCCUUAAAAGUGAUAGAUUAGAAAAAAAAAAUCAUGCAGCAAACUAUUUGUACUUAUGACUAGCAAUUUUUUGUGACACUAGCAAGGAAGUGUCGUCAUUCCAUUCUAUGAUAUUAACAGGUUUGGAGCUACUUAUAUUUUAACAUUUUUGUAUGUAUUUUGUCACCUAUAUUUUUUUAACAGUCCAUUGUUUUUAAAAAUAAAUAAAAUCACUCAA
Messenger RNA from Physella acuta, 3589 nucleotides. RefSeq lists its product as uncharacterized. The record is from RefSeq and is a predicted model, not a curated record. Lineage: Eukaryota; Metazoa; Mollusca; Gastropoda; Physidae. Gene Ontology annotation, cellular component: membrane.